Messenger RNA from Cuscuta epithymum, 3727 nucleotides. NCBI's taxonomy places the organism in Eukaryota, Viridiplantae, Streptophyta, Magnoliopsida, Solanales, Convolvulaceae. The record is from the annotation of a GenBank genome assembly.
CAGCUGUUUUAUCUUACUCGAUCUAAUUUAUUUCCAUUAUCGUUCAAACCCCUUACCUGCUCCUCUCUCCCGUUUCAGUUUCAGCCGCUCGACAUUCUCCCCUCCAUAGUAAUGGCAUCUGAACAUCCCCAGUUUAGUUACUCAAAGGUCAGGUUGUCGAUUAUAAAUAAUUUGUUUAGCAUAUUUUCCCCUUCUUGCCUGUUCUGCUCUUGUAAGUUUUUUCUCUAUUCCACCAAUUUGCAUUGUAUAGUUGCUUUAUUAUUAAUACAUGCGCCUUCGUAUUAUUACCUCCCUAUCCGAGAAGAUUUUUGUGGGUUUUCCUAUUUUCAAUUCUGCCGCCUCCCAAAUCCCUCUGUAGUUGUACUGUACUUGCUCCCAGAAUUGUUUUGUGACAGUAAUUUGGGUGCCUUGAGAUGAUGAUUCCAUCUUCCAAUUGUGUAGUUUCCCCUUUAUAUUUAUGUCUCUAUGUGUUUGUUUAAAUGUCCCCAUGAAAUCAUGUAAUUUCUUGCACUUGAAUUUUUAAUAUUUAUAGUAACUAAUCUCUGCAUUUUUCGUUUUAAUGUUGUAUAAGCUUAUAAGGGAGUGUUUUCUAUUGCUUUAAAGUUUAAACCCCUUUUUUCAUCUUUUAGCUUCAAGAAAGCUAAAAGUUUGAUCAUAAAAACAACUUAAGAAGCAUAUAGCUCAUAUCCCCAAAUUUUUACUAUUAAACUGAGUAGAGCUGAGCUUAAUUCGAUGAUCAGUUAGCUAUAUACGAAGUAUCACAUAACUGACCCCUUGAAUUGCAGAUCAUUAUAUAUCCUAUUUUUAAUAUGAGAUUGUUUAAACUUUGACUAUAAAAGUGAGCUUGAAAAGGCAGAUGGUUAUAUAUGAGUUUUAUUCCUAUUUUGCUAAUCUUAUAAUUACGGAGUUUAACUAUUAAUGAUGAUUAAUAUUAAUAUUAAUAUUUCUUAAUAAUAUGUUUAAUUUCUUUAGUAGUUAUUCAAUAAGUAGUUUAGUUCAACUGAACAUGUGUACUGACUGGGAGUUCAAAACAUCAUAUCAAUGAUCGUGUUUUUGCAAUGAUCCCAAUGAGAAAAUUUAGUUCUUUUAGUUAUUGUGAUUACUCAGUAAUCUUCUUCUCACACCUUAGCAGUAAGUCACCUUAAACACUUGCAAAAUUACAUGUAACCUACUGUCAGUAGUCAUAUAUAGAUAGGACACUUGUAGGCUAACUGUGGAGUUAAUUUAUGUAUAAAUGCGUUCUAUGGAGUUUUUAUAAAUGUUCAAGAACUACUCAGUUAGGUAGUUCUUAGCGGAUCGCCCGAAUGUCAAGUACAUAACCUCAUCCAUCCUAGAGGCCAAGGGUACCACUAAACACUAGCCAAAGGCAGUCUUGAAUGGGAGGGGGAGAGGGAUACUCAGUACUGUAUGGUUGAACUAUUGCCUAAGGUGAAUGGGGGUGCUGACAAAGAUUAAGAUAAUACAGUGGGUGCUAAAUGUUUUUUCAAAUGCACACCUAGGGUUUGAUCGCAGCAGUUGGCCUUAUUAUGUUCGAUCAGAUGCUUUUUUGGACAGACCUUAAACAUUCCCUAGGCCCACUGUUGGGCCUUCCCACCCCCUCUCUUUUUCUUUCUUUAUUUUUGGGUUUAGGUUGCACACCUCCCCUCUUUUUUGCUUAUUAUUUUUUCCCUUAUCCCCUCCAUUGUAAAUCUUUUUUCACAUCUCAAUAAAAUUUUAUCCUUUCUCUUUUAAAAAAAUGUAGUGAGAAUUAAACCCACCCACAUAUUGCCUUGUAGAAAAUUGCUUUAGAGGUGCCUACAUAAUGCUAAAUCAAUUUUUCUUUUCAAUCUUACUGAAUAUGAAUAGUUCAUAGUCGCUGCUGUGAUAUCACAUGCUUGCACACUUUUGAUAUUUUUGUCUACAAUGCACGGUUCACAUUUAGCAAUCAAAGAAGAAGCAUAAACCCAAAAACAAAAACAAAAAUAAGGAUAGAAGAAGCAACAAUGGACUGAAUUGAUCCGUCUGCCUGGUUGCAGCCAUGCCCUUAUGCCCUGAACGGCGAUUAUCAGAUCAUCAUUGUGACUAUCAAGGAAAUAUUAGGCUUCUUCUUACGGGCGCCAGAGAUAGAACCAGGCAUUCUGUACCCCAUUUAGCACUAUAUGCUACAAUGAUUCUUGAUUUCAUGCUAGGCAAUCAUUGAUCUUUUACUUUGUAAUAUGCAUAUUCUCUUGUUGGGAAGUAAUUUAAAAAGGUCUUCUAGAAUCCUUUUGUUCUUGGUGUUUAGCUUCUUCAAAUUUAUAGGAAUUUAGUUUGAUUUAAUAAUAUAGCAUUGUGUGGUUGUACAUCACAGUUUAGGCAUAGUACUCCAUUUUUAUUACUCCAUCAUUUCCCUGAUUUGUCUUAAAGAUGUCAGUUAAUUUAACCUAGGCCUAAACCUUAUACACCAUCUUGUUAAGGUGAUCUUCAUUUAAGCUCGUACUGUAUGCAGAUACAUGCCAGACGACUGCUAGCAACACCUCACAAACACAAGCAAGUCAUUCCAUAUAAUUCCAUUUAAAGAAGGGGUUCACACAAAGGAAGUGUAUUGGCACAACAAGCCUCAAGGAAACUGAUCUACUGGACUUGGUUCUGGAUGGGACUCCAUUUAAAUUCCAGAUUCCAAAGAAAGCAAUUAACAUUGAUAACCAUUGUUCCCAGAACCAGAAGACUACAUUUGGCUUGAAACUUCUUUACCAUGGAAAUAAGUCUCCUCCAUCAUCUCUAACACGCUGCGUUUCUCCACUUUCUCCUAUGUGGUAAUUUGAGCAUUACAUCAUGUUGAGUUCGAAAUGAAGGACGAAAGCAAAUUCUCUAUAUGAUAUGACAAUAAUCUCAGGCUCUUUUUUUUUUCGAAUUCGAUCAUAUUGAUCGAAGUUCGGCUGUUCUUGUUCGCAUAUCUGGCCGCGGAGCAGUGGUCUGCUUUUGGCUAAGGUAGAGUGAUCACGAGUUUUUCUCUCUAGGGCUUUGACUAUGUCGGCCGCUGGAGCCUUUUUCCGAUUUCGACUUUAUUGAAGAUCGGCUUUGUUAUCCCUUGGUCGCUGGUGCUCGACUGGAGUCCAGGUCAGACGCGGAGGGCGGAGAUCGGUGGAGGAGGGCAGAUUUGUUGUCAUGGCUCGAGGAGAUCGGCGCUGUGGUCAAGGUUCGAGGAUGCGGCGUUGCUGUCGUCGUUGGAGAAGAUCGGCGCCGCCUGUCCGCUUACUCUGGUCGCACAGAGCAGGGAUGAGUUUGGUUAUGCAGGGACGGAGGAUUGAUGCAUGGUCUUUGGCAGCCAAAGGUCAUGGAGGAUCAAUUAGCAUGGUACCAGUGGUACGACCUCCUCCUGAACCACCACCAUGGGAUGCACGAGGUGCUAGAGUUCGUGAAUGUUUUUCUUGUAGUUUUUAUCUGUUUGUUAUUUGUUUUCUGGCGUCCAUUUUUGUUGUUGGGUUUGACAGUUUGUUUGAGUUUUUUGCCUCUCUUUAUGUCAUUGGGUAUGGUUGGAUCUAUGGGAAUAGUUUUGGCUGUGUCAAGCCACUACAUGGUUAGCGAUUCGUGUUGCUCUCUCAGGGGUGACCGUCUCAAAGUCUCACCAUAGGGUUACAGUCGUAGUUGUUGGAGUUUCAGUUGGUGUCUGUUUGAUUUUCCCUUUGCUUGAUGUAAUGAUCCUGAUGAAUCUUUUGAUAUGAAUAGAGACAUGUUUUGAUGAUAAAAAAAGUUCCAUUUCCCUGCA